This is a messenger RNA of Mauremys reevesii (Reeves's turtle), 6486 nucleotides long. It is a transcript of the gene DHX36, whose product is annotated as DEAH-box helicase 36. NCBI's taxonomy places the organism in Eukaryota, Metazoa, Chordata, Testudines, Geoemydidae. Gene Ontology annotation, cellular component: cytoplasm; nucleus; intracellular anatomical structure. Gene Ontology annotation, molecular function: ATP binding; G-quadruplex RNA binding; DNA helicase activity. Bases 1 to 2931 code for a protein of 976 amino acids. The record is from RefSeq and is a predicted model, not a curated record. The transcript has 25 exons.
AUGAGCUUCGAGCACCGCAGGGACUGGAGCCGCGGCGGAGGAGGGGGCCCCCGGCCUUCCUCCUCCUCCGCGGGGGGACACGAAGGCCGAGGGGGCCGGGGGCGGCAUCCCAGUCACCUCAAGGGCCGCGACAUCGGGCUGUGGUACGCGCGGAAGCAGAGCCAGAAAAGCAAAGAGCCCGACAGGCAGCAGAGAGCUGUUGUGCGUAUGGAUGAACACAGGGAAGAACAGAUUGUACAGUUGCUGAAUACUGUCCAGACUAGAAAUGAAAAAGAACAAGAAACUGUGUCAUGGUGGUCCGGUGAGGAAGAAGGUCAAGAGGUACCUGUAGAGAAACCAGCCUUGGCAAAGACUUCUGUAAAGCGGAGGCCAAUUUUGGAGAAAACAUUCCUAGAUCGAGAUUCAGAAUAUCUCUUUCAAGAAAAUGAGCCGGAUAUUGAUUUGAAUGAGAAAUUCAGAGAAGAGUUAAGAAAGAAGAAAUUUGAUCCUAGAUACAUUGAAAUGCAGAGAUUCCGAGAGAAACUUCCUUCAUAUGGGAUAAGAAGGGAACUGGUAACUGUGAUAAAUAAUAAUCAGGUGACUGUGAUCAGUGGUGAGACUGGUUGUGGAAAGACUACACAAGUUACUCAGUUCAUUCUGGAUGACUAUAUAGAGAGAGGGAAAGGAUCUGCUUGCAGAAUUGUAUGUACCCAACCCAGGAGGAUCAGUGCUAUCUCAGUGGCAGAGAGAGUUGCAGCUGAAAGGGCAGAAGUGUGUGGUAAUGGCAAGAGUACAGGAUACCAGAUUCGUCUCCAGAGUCGGUUACCAAGGAAACAAGGUUCCAUUCUGUACUGUACAACAGGAAUCGUCCUACAGUGGCUCCAAUCAGACAAGCAAUUGUCCAGUGUUAGUCAUGUUAUUCUUGAUGAAAUCCAUGAAAGAAAUCUUCAAUCAGAUGUCUUAAUGACUAUUAUUAAAGAUCUUCUAAAUGUUCGACCAGAUCUGAAAGUAAUACUGAUGAGUGCUACUUUGAAUGCUGAGAAAUUUUCAGAAUAUUUUGACAAUUGUCCCAUGAUCCAUAUACCUGGAUUCACUUUCCCUGUUGUGGAAUAUCUUUUGGAAGAUGUAAUUGAAAAGUUAAGAUAUACUCCAGAAGAUACAGAUUACAGACCACGGCGGAAGAAGGGCUUUAUGCAAGGACAGAUAAGCAGACCAGAAAAGGAAGAGAAAGAAGAAAUCUAUAGAGAACGAUGGCCAGAUUAUCUAAGGCAGCUGCGAGGAAGGUAUUCAGCAGGUACUAUAGAUGCGUUAGAAAUGAUGGAUGAUGACAAGAUUGAUCUUGACCUUAUAGCUGCACUUAUCAGACAUAUUGUCCUAGAGGAGGAGGAUGGUGCAAUACUGGUGUUUCUCCCAGGCUGGGACAAUAUUAGCACUUUACAUGACCUCUUGAUGUCACAAGUCAUGUUUAAGUCAGAUAGGUUCAUUAUUAUACCUCUGCAUUCACUGAUGCCUACUGUUAACCAGACACAGGUUUUUAAAAAGACCCCUCCUGGAGUACGGAAAAUUGUAAUUGCUACCAACAUUGCAGAGACUAGCAUUACCAUCGAUGAUGUGGUAUACGUUAUAGAUGGAGGAAAAAUAAAAGAAACUCACUUCGAUACGCAGAACAACAUUAGCACAAUGGCAGCAGAGUGGGUUAGUAAAGCUAAUGCCAAACAAAGGAAAGGUCGAGCAGGAAGAGUCCAGCCGGGUCACUGUUAUCAUCUAUAUAAUGGUCUACGUGCCAGCCUACUGGAUGAUUAUCAAUUACCGGAAAUCCUAAGGACACCUUUGGAAGAACUUUGUUUACAAAUCAAGAUUCUAAGGCUUGGUGGAAUUGCUUAUUUUCUGAGUAGGCUAAUGGAUCCACCAUCUCGUGAAGCUGUGAUGUUGUCCAUAAAUCAUCUAAUGGAACUGAAUGCUUUGGAUAGACAAGAAGAACUGACUCCAUUAGGUGUCCACUUGGCACGAUUGCCAGUUGAGCCACAUAUUGGAAAAAUGAUCCUCUUUGGAGCUCUAUUCUGUUGCUUAGAUCCAGUACUCACAAUUGCAGCCAGCCUCAGCUUCAAGGACCCCUUUGUGAUUCCACUGGGCAAAGAGAAAGUAGCAGAUGCUAGAAGAAAAGAAUUAUCAAAGAAUACUAAAAGUGACCAUCUAACUAUUGUGAAUGCUUUUGCGGGCUGGGAAGAGGUCCGGCGACGUGGUUUCAGAAGUGAAAAGGACUAUUGCUGGGAGUAUUUUCUCUCUUCAAAUACACUUCAGAUGCUGCUUAACAUGAAAGGACAGUUUGCUGAACAUCUCCUUGCGGCUGGGUUUGUGAGUAGCAAAAACCCCCGAGAUCCCAAAUCUAAUACCAACUCAGAUAAUGAGAAGUUACUCAAAGCAGUCAUCUGUGCUGGUUUAUAUCCAAAAGUUGCAAAGAUCCGUAAAAGCUUUAGCAAAAAGAGAAAAAUGGUGAAAGUUUGCACCAAGACAGAUGGAACAGUUAACAUUCAUCCUAAAUCUGUUAACGUGGAAGAGACAGAAUUCCAUUAUAACUGGCUUGUGUAUCAUUUGAAGAUGAGAACUAGCAGUAUUUACCUGUAUGAUUGUACAGAGGUCUCUCCAUACUGUCUUUUGUUCUUUGGAGGAGAUAUUUCCAUCCAGAAGGAUAAAGAUCAGGAUACCAUUGCAGUGGAUGACUGGAUUGUCUUUGAGUCUCCAGCAAGGAUAGGAAAUCUAGUUAAGGAUUUAAGAGGAGAACUGGAUGACCUUCUACAAGAAAAAAUUGAAAACCCACACCCUGUGGACUGGAAUGACACUAAAUCCAGGGACACUGCAGUGCUGACUGCCAUUAUAGACCUAAUCACAACACAGGAGAAUGAAAGUCCCAGAAACUAUGCCCCUCGAUUUCAGAAUGAACGUUACAGUUGACACUAUUAUAUUGGUGUUUGAGAAGAUGACAAUUUCACUAGUUUCCUUUUAUUUUAUAGCUUUUUGUCUAGCUAGAUGAAAGACUUUUUAGGGCAACUCAGUAAUUCCACUCGUAUUGAAGAGCAGUUAAUUUCAGUAGUUUAUAAUGGCUGUAGGUGCAUGGCAUCCAAUGUUUAAUGCAGCUUUUUAAAUAUGACAGUGCAAUGCUGUUGGUGUCCAUUAGUGUAUGUGGUUUAUUUUGUCCUGUCUAUACUUGGCUUCUUUAUAACUGUAACUCUUUUUCAAGGAAAAAGGUGUGUAAAAUUCAAAAUAUUGUGUUAUAUUGUACUAUCUAAUUCAUCAGAUGUUUUGCUGUCCAUGGAAAAUGUCACAUUAAGGUUUUUGGGGAAAAGUAAUCAGGUCUAGUAGUUAUCAAAAGGGGUUCAAACCAAGCAGCAUCUUUCUUUCAAAACUUUCAACUGAAAGUAACUAUAUUCAUAUUUAAAUAUAAACUACGUUCAAUUUCUAGGCAAAGCAGCUAUUAAAGUGUACAGUGGUAAGAAUCAAAAUAAUCUUCAAAACUUUUCUCCCUCCUUCAUCCCAAUUAUUCCAUCACUCUUGCUUUUCCUUUUGUACCCAGUGAUCAGUAUUGACUGAAAUUUCAGAAUAAGGCAGUGCCUUAUCGUAGAUAAAAAUCAUGGCAGGAAUAAGCUGUGCAGGAUUAGUUACAUUCUAAAUUUUCCUGUAGAAACUGGAGUAAAUGUUUUUUUGCUAAAGCUACACUUGUUAUAUUACUAGUUGUGUUUCAUGUUUGAAUGCAAUAUGCUAUUUGAAAUUCCUUUUGUGACUCCUCCCUUAAGUGAUGACACAUUUGCCUUCUUUAGGAUUUAGCACAUCCUCAUAUGUUGGGUUAGGGAAUUCCAAGCCUUAACUUGAAGAAAAUUGACCUAAAACAGUGUAUCAGUCUUUAGUCUCAGUUAAUUUUUUAAAAAUGUAAAUCCUACACAACAUAUCCUUACCUAGUGGGAUGUAAGGAUUUGCAUUAACUCUCUAACAUGACAGAUAAACAUGUCUACCUUUUGGAUUGUUGCCAUCAUGAAAGAAAUCUAACUUAUUGGAAGCCUUACUUUUUCCACUUACACUAUAUACAAAAAGUACUCAUAUUAAACUCCGGGUGCCCUGACAUCCAUUUAAAAAACAUGCAUUACAACAAUUAGCUUGCCACAAUAGAUACACAAGGGAGACUUAAAGAGGUGCGGGGAGUGUCCGCUCUCACUACUCAAUCUCACAAAUCACCCCUCUGCUGCUGGGAGUACUCCCUGAAGGUUGAUAAACUGGGCCUACAGACCAGUGGAAGGAGGGAACUGCGGAGAAUGCCCUGCCAGCUUCCCUCCUCUCAUAUCACUGGUGCUCAACCUCAAGUACCUCUCCCUGCAGGCUUGUGCUGAUGAUUAAAAUUUCAAGGAGAGAUGUGGGAGUUUGUGGGAGAUGAUACUUGCUGAUCCAUUAGAAAAAUGCAACACUAGGAAAAUAAGUUACAGAUCCAGAUAAAACAAGUAUAUAUGUUCCCAGCCCAGGUAUCCACUAAAUCCUACUUUUAAGAGUAUCAAGAGCUGCUCUGCUUUGGGAAACACAUGGAAUACAUGGUGGAUUCUUCUGGCCUCUGGUUUUGUUUCAUCCCACAUGCACAGUGGCAUUUGGUUUCCAGGUCAGUGGUCUUUAUGUUUAGAAAAAAAUUCUUUAGCUUCUGGCCGCUGGAAACUUGUUUGAAAGCUAGUGCAUUCAUUGCAAGAUUUAAAGAACAGCAUGGUAUUCUUCUGAUUGUAUUCCUCGACUAUAAAUAGAGGGAGAGUGUCGGUCUCCAGCCACAUGAAUUGUACAAUGUGGAAAUUCAGUGUUUAUGAACAAAUGCACAAAACCUAUCUUUUUCCCCCAUUUACUACUUUCUCUGUAUUCUACUCAAGUUGCAUCCAAUGUCACUUGCUGAAUGUAGCAUUCUGCAAGUAUUUCUAGGCUGUUCCACUAGUAUAGCUAAGAUUGUAAGAUGAAACUGUUUCAAAACUCAAGUCUGAGUUUUGCUUUGUGUUUUAAAAAAAAAAAAUCCCUACUUUGAAGGUUUGCAUGUAGCACUAUUCUUAUAUCUGAAUUACUGUUUUCCCAUGCAUUUGAUUUACGUUAAAACUGCCAUUUCAUUUUACUUGGUCAGAUGUACAUUUUAAUGUAUUGUACACCGAAUCAGUUAUUCACUGAGAUGGUACACACUAAUAUAUAUCACAAACAUAUUUUAAAAUCUUAAGUUGCUUGAUGAAUUUCUGAAUCUAACUCUUUCCCACAUUGUUUGGGGGCAUGAACAAAUCUCAGCCAUCCGUGCCUAACCUGGGUUGCGUUUUGCUAGGGCUAGCCGGAAAACAAAAACAAAAAUUCUGAUUCACAAAAAAAUUCAAGGUUUAUUGGAAACUUUGUUUUCUUUCCCUUGGAACAAAAAUGAGAACUUUUAAAAAAAAAUUUCUGUGAAAAUCACAAGGGACCCCAGUAACUAGGGCACUCACCUAGGAUGUGUGAGACAUACUUUCAAAUCCCUGUUCUGCCUAACACAGAGGAGGGACUUGAAGCUGGGUGUUUCACAUCCCACAUGGGUACCCUAACCACUCAGCUAUGGGCUAGUCUGCAGCCUCUCUCUCUGGUUUUCACCAGAAUUUCCACCCUGGACCUGAGAAUUUUCCCUGUUGCAAGUUCUUCCAAAACUGACACUUUUCCACAAAAUUUCUGUUUUGACUAAUCAGCGUUUUUGACAGGUUUUUUGUCAAAAAAUUUCAACAAGUGCUACGCUUUGCAUGUCCUCUAUGUUAAAUCUCAUAAGGUUUCCCUUGAAGUACUGUUCAGUGGAGGGAUUCUUUCAACUGGACCCAUUCACAUGUUGCACCAGCUGCCCAAUGGCAUGCCUGCCAUGGCAGACCCUCUGGUUUUAUUCUUAACACAUGCUAGAUAUUUCUAUCUUUUCUAGAUAACGUUGGAGAUCAGUUGUUGAACUUUCUGGUGAAUCUUAGCAUUUGUUAUAAAUUCAUUCCUUUUCAUAUCUACUAUCUUCUUCAAGGAAUUUGACAUCUGUCCAUGCCUUUGGUGUAUUUCCAGUUUUCACAUCCAUAUGUUAAAGUAGAAAUAAAAUUUUGAGUUGAUUUGUAGUUUUGUCUUUAAAUUGUAGAUUUUUGAUGACCAAAUCUUGUUUAAUCUUGUGAAUUCAGCUGCCAUCUUGCCAAGUUGUGAUAUUCUUUCCUUCUGGAUAUCCCCAUGGACUUGCAUGUGACUGCCAAGGUGUAUGAAUUGCUUUCCUUUGCCCUCUAACAUACUGUUUGAGUUGACAGUUACUGAAAUUCUCAUUAAUUUUCUUUUUCAUAAUUUCAUAUUUUGCAAUACUGGAGAGUGUUUUUUGCUAUUUGCUUGUAUGUUGGUUGAUCUGUCACUUAGAGCUAUGUUGUCAGCAAAAUGGAAAUCUCCCAGUCUACUGUUAAGUUAUGUGAUGCCUAUGUAGUAUCUGUCUAGUCUAUUUCUCAUAAUAAAGUCAACGGUAAUACCAAA